Molecule: messenger RNA, 2634 nt
Organism: Knipowitschia caucasica
Lineage: Eukaryota; Metazoa; Chordata; Actinopteri; Gobiiformes; Gobiidae
Source: the annotation of a GenBank genome assembly
AUGUCGUUGCUGUGGGAGGAUGAAGCCAGGGAGGGUGCGGAGGAUGAGGACUGCAGGUUAGCACAGUACAGAAGAGGCGUGAGAGUACAGAGCUCAGAGGCAGAUGUGACACGGGGAGACAGGCAGGAGACAGGGGGACAGCUGUGGGCGGCUUCACAUGAAGCAGCCAGGGCUCUGCACCUGCCAGCCACACUGUUGAGGUUUGAGGAUUGCCAGCGCAGCCGAGAGGUGGGCUAUGUGAGCAGCGACCCCAGCUUCAGCGUGCGGUCUGACGGGAGCGUGUACACGGCGCAGGAGGUGGCCAACCUGUCUGAGCCCGUCCAGUUUAUGGUGACCGCCAAAGGGAAGCAUGAUCCACACAUCUGGGAGACUACGGUCAAGCUGGCUCUGACUGGACACCCACACACUCUGCUACUGAGCAAGGUUGGAAUAGAAGAAAUGCUGAAAAUGUGGGAGAGCCAGCCCAGAGUCAUACGGUUCGCACGAAAACAUCAGAGGAGCCUGGUGACCAACGGGCUGCGGAGACAGAAGAGAGAUUGGGUCAUCCCACCGAUCAACGUGCCGGAGAACUCUCGCGGACCCUUCCCUCACAUGCUCGUCCGGAUUCGCUCUGACCAGGACAAAGAUGUGGGCAUCCGUUACAGCAUCACCGGAGCAGGCGCAGACCAGCCCCCGAGCGGCAUCUACAACAUCGAUCCGAUCAGCGGGAACAUGUUUGUCACACAGCCUUUGGACCGAGAAGAAAGGGCCUCAUUCCAUCUGCGCGCUCAUGCAGUGGACAUGAACGGGAACCAGGUGGAGAACCCCAUAGACCUGUACAUCUACGUCAUCGACAUGAAUGACAACCGACCCGAGUUCCAGAACCAGGUCUACAACGGAUCUGUGGCCGAGGGAUCUAAACCAGGCUCCUCCGUGAUGCAGGUGACAGCCAGUGAUGCGGACGACUCCACCACAGCCAAUGGCAUGGUCCGCUACCGCAUCCUGUCCCAGAACCCCCACAGCCCCAUCCCCAACAUGUUCACCAUCAACAGUGAAACAGGCGACAUCGUCACAGUGGCAGCCGGACUGGACAGAGAGAAAGUCUCCCAGUACACCAUCAUCGUCCAGGCCACAGACAUGGAGGGAAACCUGAACUUUGGUUUAUCCAACACUGCGACUGCUCUGAUCUCCAUCACUGACAUCAACGAUAAUCCUCCAGAGCUAACUGUCAGAACUUUUUCAGGGGAGGUGCCGGAGAACAAGGUGAAUGUGGUGGUGACCAACUUGACUGUGUUGGACCGGGACCAGCCCCACAGCCCCAACUGGAACGCCGUGUAUCGCAUCGUCAGCGGCGACCCGUCCGGCCACUUCACCAUCCGCACCAACCCGGUCACCAACGAGGGCAUGCUCACCGUGGUCAAACCGGUGGACUUCGAGAUGAACCGAGCCUUCAUGCUGACCGUGGUAGUGUCCAACCAGGCCCAUUUGGCCAGUGGCAUCCAGUCGUCUCUGCAGUCCACCGCAGGAGUGACCAUCUCCAUCCAGGACGUGAACGAGCCGCCUGUGUUCCCCAUAAACCCCAAGAUGAUUCGCUUUGAGGAGGGCGUGCCCGCUGGGACCGCCCUGACCGCCUUCUCUGCGCAAGACCCCGACCACUUUGUCCACCAGACAGUUAGGUAUUCCAAACUGUCAGAUCCUGCAAACUGGCUAAGAAUCAAUCGCACCAACGGCCGGAUCACCACCAUGGCCAUGCUGGACCGAGAGUCCAUUUAUGUAAAGAACAACAUAUACGAAGCCACCUUUUUGGCGUUCGACAAUGCGCAUCCAGCAAUCUCAGCUUUUCUUUACCAUCCAAUAUGUUCUCCUCAGGCGAGCGGCACAGGAACCCUUCAGAUCUACUUGAUCGAUGUGAACGACAACGCUCCAGUGCUGAUCCCACGAGAGGCCCAGGUCUGCGAGCACGGACGGCCCAACUCCAGGAUCAACAUCACCGCAGCCGACGCAGACGCAGACCCCAACGUGGGACCCUUUGUGUUCGAGCUGCCCACUUCCCCGUCCGACGUGCGGCGCAACUGGAGCAUCUCCAGGCUCAACGGAGACUAUGCUCAGCUGAAGCUAAAGAUCUCAUACCUGGAGGCCGGUUUCUACGAGAUCCCUGUAAUCGUGUCGGACUCUGGGAACCCUCCUCUGACUAACCGCUCUAUGCUCCGGAUCAAAGUGUGUCCGUGUGACGACAGCGGAGACUGCAGCGCCACAGGAGCCGUGGCAGCAGCCGGGCUGGGCACAGGCGCCAUCAUCGCCAUCCUCAUCUGCAUCAUCAUCCUGCUGAGUAUGGUGCUGCUGUUCGUGGUGUGGAUGAAGCGCAGGGAGAAGGAGCGACAGGCCAAGCCGCUGCUCAUCGACCCUGAGGAUGAUGUUCGGGACAACAUCCUGAAAUAUGACGAGGAGGGGGGAGGGGAGGAAGACCAGGACUACGACCUGAGCCAGCUGCAGCAGCCCGAGUCGCUGGAGCACAUCAUGAAUAAGCCCGCGGGCGUGAGACGGGUCGACGAGAGGCCGGUGAUCACGGCCGAGUCCCAGUACCCCGCACGACCCAGCCUGCCUCAACCCGGAGACAUUGGGGACUUCAUCAACGAUGUAAGUUCUCUUCAUUAA